GCACGCAUAGAAGACGACGAGAGCUCGCCCCGCAGCACUGGCGCCGCAAGCGGCGGCACGCGGGCGGGUCGGGUCGACGAAGAUCUGAUGAUGGAAAUGCCACUGGAAGAAAGCGAACAUAUGUUAGAUGGUACGACAAAUUCAAAUGGAGGUACAACCGGAGGACGUGGGCUCACUGCAGGAGGCCUCCAGCAAAUCAGUGAUCGUAGAAUGAAUGACGUCGUGGACCAUCUCCAGAAUAGUAGACCCGGCUCCCCCAACAACAUGAAUGUUCCUACUUCCAUUCAACGACCUGCGAUGGAGCUGGAUAAUCAACAUGGAGUUGUGGAGAAUCAGAUCAUAUCUGCUGCUAGUCGAAGUGGGCAACAUGAUCCCGGAGUGGAUGAUGCGGGUGUUGCAUCCUCCACCUCAAGUGCCGGCGCUGCAAGACUGCCUGCCUCUGACGCGGACGAGUUGG
Messenger RNA from Amoebophrya sp. A25, 457 nucleotides. The record is from the annotation of a GenBank genome assembly. Lineage: Eukaryota; Dinophyceae; Syndiniales; Amoebophryaceae.